AUGUGGAAGGAGUAUGCCAAGGCUGAUUCUCGAUACAUGACUAUGGAGCCAUUUGUACUUUGUAUGGAGUCGAUUACGGCUUUUGCGUGGGGACCUCUAUGCUAUUUCGUCUCAUGGAUGAUCGUUACGGCGUCUCCGCAUCGCCAUCCAACACAAUUGAUUGUCUCUAUGGGCCAAUUCUACGGCGAUAUCUUAUAUUAUGGGACAAGCAUGUUGGAGGAAUACUACCAUGGGGUGUCUUACUCUCGUCCGGAGACUUUCUACUAUUGGGGAUACUUUAUCUUCCUCAACUCCUUUUGGAUUGUCAUUCCAGCCUUCUGCAUGUACCAAAGCUACUCGGCAAUGGUGGGAGUGUCCCAAAAAUCCAUCAUUCAUACCAAAAAAACCAUUAUCGAUACGCCAGAAAGUCCGUUGUUUGCGAAUUCACUCCUUGCCAUAUUUGAUUCUACGUCUUUCCAAGUCGCAGUCCUUGGCUUGUUGACGCUUCUUGUUUUGACAUAUUCGCUAUCCUUAUUUGACUUCAUCUGGACUCGACGCAGCCAGAGGCCCGGAAAGCCAGCACCGACCCUUCCAUACCACCUCCCAGGACUAUACCAUGGCUUUGACCUAGGAUGGAGCAUGGCCAGCUUCCUAGCUAACACGGUUAGACGCUGGGGCUAUAUUUCACCAAUUGGGGUCCGCGCCGGACCCUUCAAAUUCACAAUGAUUGUCAACCCAAGUCACAUCAAAACCAUACUACGAUCUUCUAGAUCCCUAACAAACAGACCUAUGAUGGCUUUUGUCAUGGAGAAAUGGUUCCGCACGCCCAAGGAAUAUUUGCACUUCUAUGCUGCUCAUGAUCCCAGCGCUUCAAUACCGGGAGAAAAACCUGAGCAUAUGCAUGAUUUCCAAGUGAAGACCAGCCUCAAGUACUUAUCAGGGAAACAUCUUCUGGCCAUGUCAGAGAGAUACCUUGCGGUUCUCAAGAGCAGGCUAGUGGCCCUCGAGAUUCCAACUGACAGUUGGAUAGAGAUCUCGGAUUUUUACGCAUGGCUUCAAAGCCAGGUCACUCCCUCGGUUAUUGAAGCCAUGAUGGGUUCGCGACUUCUAGAAAUGUAUCCUGACAUCGUGGAGGACUUUUGGGAAUUCGAGCAUCAGGUCGCCAACUAUUCCCGUGGCUUGCCUCGCUGGAUUAUUCCCUCUGCAUACGAAACUCGGGAUCGUUUGCUAGCGAACAUCAAAGCAUGGAAUCGACUUGCAAAUCGUGAAUCUGAUUAUACGCAGCAUGGAGGAGAGGGACCCGAGUGGGAUGAAUAUUUCGGAAGCAAAUUCAUCAAAGCUCGUGAAGAUUAUUUGAGGAAGUAUGGCAUGGAUGAAGACUCAAUCGCAUCUGAGAACCUUGCCCUUCUUUUUGGAGCUAAUGCAAAUGCCGUUCCCGCUGUUUUCUGGUAUAUUUUCGAAUCUUUCAAGGACUUGGAAUUGCAAGAAAACCUAAAGACCGAGCUCCAAGAUUGUCUAAAGCCAGAGACUGGUGACUUGGAUAUUCCCAAGUUAUCCACUAAACCUUUGCUGCAAUCCACUUACGCAGAAGUGUUGCGCCUCCGCGUCACCACCUCAACGAUACGCACAAAUGAAGAUGCCAACUUCAGGCUAGGUCCUGAUUAUACUAUUGGCAAAAACAUGAUUAUGACAAUAUUCUCUUCGGUUACGGCUUAUAACAGACAGGCCUGGGAAGCUACAAGACCCGAGACCGUUACUAUACCUCUAGAUGAAUUCUGGCCAGAGCGCUUUGUUCGAAAGGACAAAAUAGAUGCGAAUUUCAGUCUUGAAGGCUUGACUGAAUGCUGGAUGCCUUACGGUGGAGGUCACCGUAUGUGUCCUGGUCGUCAUUUUGCCAAAAAUGAGAUAAUUGGCACGCUGGGGGUGCUCUUGGAAUUGUUUGAAUGUGAACUGGUUGAUGUUAAGCAAGCUGAACGGGUCAAGCCUGACACGAGAUGGGUGCCCUACGGAACAUUACCACCUACGAAGAAGCUGGCCGUGAGACUUCGAAGACGCACAGAAUGA
Messenger RNA from Penicillium expansum, 2043 nucleotides. Its product is annotated as Cytochrome P450. Gene Ontology annotation, molecular function: steroid hydroxylase activity; iron ion binding; heme binding. Bases 1 to 2043 code for a protein of 680 amino acids. NCBI's taxonomy places the organism in Eukaryota, Fungi, Ascomycota, Eurotiomycetes, Eurotiales, Aspergillaceae. The transcript has 7 exons. The record is from RefSeq and is a predicted model, not a curated record.